Messenger RNA from Onychostoma macrolepis, 2911 nucleotides. RefSeq lists its product as uncharacterized. Bases 1031 to 2080 code for a protein of 349 amino acids. The transcript has 4 exons. NCBI's taxonomy places the organism in Eukaryota, Metazoa, Chordata, Actinopteri, Cypriniformes, Cyprinidae. The record is from RefSeq and is a predicted model, not a curated record.
CAUCUGCGUCCCUCUGCUGUGUCCUGUGAGUCUGCUGUCCAUUUUCACCACAGAUCUGGAGAUUUUUCUAGUCACGACCAGAUUCCUCAAUUUUCCUCUUCUACUAUGGGUGUGGCAGACGAACUGUGCAAUGAGCUGUUCCGUUGGAUUGUUCAGCAGGAGGAAUGUGCAGAUAAACUCAUGGAAUUGGCCACAGAGCUGGAGAACAUGCGGGAGAAGAUGACUACAGGCCAGUUAGUGGGAAACACCGCAACUGUGCUUGGGUCUGCCGCCCUUGUUGGAACAGGCAUUGCAACAUUUCUGACCGGAGGCCUGGCUGCACCCUUGCUGGUAGCGGCAGCUACUAUCACAGCCGGAGCGGGUACUGCAGCUAGUGUUACAUUUUCGAUUGUGGAGACAUGGAAAUCCAGUGAAACAAUGAAAAAAGCAGAGAAGACUGCUAAUCAAAUCAAACAGACCCAGAACAAUAUUGAAGGGCUCCAGAAGAAACUCCAGAAGGAGUGUGAGAGUCAAUGCUUUAAAGCGCCAUCCUCCGAUGAUGUGCAGUGUGAAAUCAUAGCGAGAAUCCUGAGAGCCAUGGCCAAACGGAGUGGGAGAGAUCUGUCCCUUAGUUACAUAAGGCACCUCUUGAGAAGUGAUGUCAUGGAUACACAUCACAGAUAUCCUGAGUUUAAUCUAGACGCUGAAUUCUUCGGCAAAGUCAGUUGUUUGCUAGCAGCCUUUGGAUUUUCUGCUGCCUACCUUUGUGUGAAAACAGCAGCAAAAAAGGACAAAAAUAUUAUAGUCCACUUUUGGUGACAACUAUUGAAGGAAUGGCUGGUCUUUCACUGAAAACUGUGGCAAAGGGAACAGGCCAGGCUGCAGGAGGAAUCUUUGGGCUGAUAUUCACAGUUCCUGAUUUGAUUGAUAACUGUGAAGAACUGAUUAAUAGCAAACAUCAGACUAAAGCUAGCACAUCUCUGAAGACAAAAGCUAAUGAAAUCCGUGAGGCUGUGAAAAAAUUAAAAAGCAAUUGAAAGAAUUACAAGAGAUGCUCGAACAAAUCCCUGAAAUGGAGUGUCACAUUGAUUUGGCUCUGGAGAUGUUUGAAUCUCAAACAUACACACGAGGCACCAUUUGUAUGGAGUAUAAACAGACCCAAAAGCAGGACAGGAAGACACAGAAGUUUAUUCUCUUAUGCACAAAAGACAUAGGAGUAACUAAGCAUGGUUCCACAGGUAAAGACAAAUCAGGUGACAACAAGAACAAAAGACAGAAGAAGGCUACUUCAACUGAAGACAGUAGAAGAACCUUAAACCUAAACCAGCAGAAGAAACCUGAUCAGAAAAAAACACCAAACAAGUCUAAAACAAAAGUAAAGGAAUUAAAGUUCUGCCUUCCUAAAAUAAUGUUGUCUAAUGUGCGUUCUAUUUCAAAUAAAGAAGAGGAGUUCAAAAAAAUGUUGGAAGAUGUGGAAAACUGCGAUAUGAUCUGCAUUACAGAGACAUGGAUGAAUUCGGAUUCAUCCCGCAUUGACAUGCCGGGAUAUAAGACUCUCUGGGCUGAUCGUGAUCCACGGCUUACUCAGAAACAUAGAGGAGGGGGACUGAUGAUGCUUGUGAAUGAGGCCUGGGCGACUGAUGUGCAGGUGGAAAACAUCAUGCAGACUCCAAAUUAUGAGUUAAUGGUUGUGUCCAUUAUACCACAUAACCACCCUGAGGGUGCUCCACCACUUACCUUCAUCCUUGUGUAUAUCCCUCCAGGUGCUAAAAAGACUCAAGCUGCCAUUGUCAUCGCUGAUUUUUACUAUCGUGCUCUGGAGAAGUAUGGUGGUCCUGUUUUCUUGUUGGGUGAUUUCAACCAUUGUAACUUUGAUCACUUGGGCCUGGAGCAAUAUGUCACAUGCAAAACCAGAAAAGAAAACACCCUGGAUAAGUGCUAUGGGAAUGUGAAAGGGGCUUAUAGAUCUGAAUGCAGACCCCCGGUUGGCCGGUCAGACCACAAUGUCAUUCUUUUGAUUCCUAAAGACAAGUCAGAUGAAAGUGACUCCUCCGAAGAUGAGAAGUGUAUGCAUGAGAAAACCAAACCCAGAAAGCAAUGAGAGGCUGCGCAACAGUUGUAGUUCUGUGUUGUUUUAUGUAGCACCGUGGUCCUGGAGGAACAUUGUUUCGGUUCACUGUGUGCUGUACUAGUAUAUGAUAGCUUGUUUUGUUGUAUAGAUGUAGGUGGCAGCGAACUACUUUAAAUUAACUUACUGAGUACAAAAAGUCAUUUAGAAAGAAGAAGAGAGUAUUAUAGUGGGAACUGGUCUGAAUACUGGCACAACAAUGAGGAACAACAUGAGGAAAAAACUUAAAUGAAAGGAAAGAAAAGAAAAUUAAAUGAAGGAAACUGUUGCUUGAUAUGCUUAAGCUAUGUGACUUAAAAAGAAGAAAUGCUACCACCAUGCUAGUCUACAAUUUUAAUCAAACAAAUAGCUUUGCAACUUAUAGUAUAAUACUACUAAAAGAUAUUUGAUCACUGAAGAUUACCAUUAUCACCAAAAUCACCUAUAAAUGUGUUGAUUUUAUUGAAAGGACCAGGACUCAAAAUGUGCAUGUUGCAGUCUAGCUGUGAAUGGUACCAUUAAUUAUUCACUGAAGAGGAAAACUGAAGAGGAUUCACAGUCUCUGGGGUGGUGGAAGUUAACCAUUGAAUCCUCUGUAAUCCAAGUGCAAGAUAAACCCUGAGGCGAGGAUGGAAACUGAUGAUUCAAGGAAAUGCCUUAUAUACUAAAUCCCCAGGAAGAAUGGUUCAGUGGGUUCACUGUGAACCAUUCGUCUUCUUGAACUCUUUCAAUCUACUUUUAUUUGGUACUGAUAAACACACACCAAUUAGUAUCUAACUUUGACUUUGCACUCUUAAAUAACACUCUAGUACAGGUGCAUCUCAA